Molecule: messenger RNA, 2444 nt
Organism: Paramecium sonneborni
Lineage: Eukaryota; Ciliophora; Oligohymenophorea; Peniculida; Parameciidae
Source: the annotation of a GenBank genome assembly
AUUAUAUGGAUUAGCUUGAUAUUGAUUCGUCUAAGUUUGAUUGUCAAAAAUAUGUUGGAGAAUUCUUAAAAAAUCAUAGUGUUUAAGAUUUAAUUCAAAGGCACAAUUAAUUGCAAUAAGAAAUUAAAGAAUACGAUUCAGAUAUAUAAUCAUUAGUUUUUGAAAAUUACAGGUACAAGAACAAAUUAGAUAUAGCAAAUUCAUAUCAUCAAUUGACACAGUAAAAAAGAUGAAAACUGAUAUCACCUAAAUAGAUUAAAAGGUCGAGACUUUGGCACAAUCCAUGAGUAAAAUAGCUUAAUUGUCUAGAAGAAUAGAUUCUUAAUUAUCUAUUAAAAGAGAAGAAAUCAUAAAAUUAGAUACAGUCAAUAAGGAUUUAAGUAGGCUUAAUUCUGUUUGCAAUUUUCCUCAUAUUAUACAAAAAGAAUUAGAUCAAUAUAAAAUUAGUAAAGGAAAGAAUUAUGAUGAAUAUUUUAAUGAGACUGCUUAGUAUUAUAAAUAGUGUUAUUCAACUUUGGAUCAAUACAAAAAUGAACCACUUAUUUAACCAAUUUACAAAGAAACGAAUUAAAAAUUAGAUAAUACUAGAUAGAUUCUUUGGAGUUCUUUAAUAGAAUUUAAAUAAUAGAAUCCCCUUUUAUAAUUGUAUUCUGAAUCUAAAGUAUCAAUCUCUACUUAAGAGGCAAGAUCAGCAGUCAAAAAGUUAAUAUAAAUAAUGGAUGAUGAAGAAGCAGUUCUAAGACAUUAUCAAAAGAUCAUUAAAGAAAGAUAUUUGACUGUAGCAAAAGAAUUAAUAGAUAAAGCAGCUAUUACAAAAUCAUCUGAAGUUGUAAACUUGAUGGAUUAUUUAGAAGAUAAAAGAUAUGAUUAUACAGUAGAAGAAUUAGAAGAAUAUAAAUAAAUGAAAGAAAAAGAAAUAGUUAAUUCAGAUUCAGCGAUUUAAGGAUCAAUUCUUUGGUUAAUCAAUUAAUUAUGUUAAAUUAUAUUCAAAGAAUUGAAGGUUGAGGUUUCUUUUUUGCUUAUUGAAAUCAGAGGAACUUUAAGAGAUAAGUCUUUAGAAUAAUUAUCAACUCAAUGUAUCAAAGAAAUCAUUCAUGGAGUUUUUUAGGGUGUUACUGAUAAAAUGAGUUAAAAGAAAAUUAAUAAUGUUUAAGUUAAUGAAGUUUUUGUUAAAUUAUAAACUGAACUUUAAUCAUUAUUUGAAAACAAUUCAAUUAGAUAGUAAUUGAGAACUGAAAUUAUUGACAAAUUUACAGAAAAUGUUGAAAAUAUCUGUAGAGGAUAGGUUUUUACAUCUUUUAGCCAUUUAAGGGUUUAAUUUUUAGAGUUACUAGUGUUUGCUAAAAAUGAUUUAUAGCGUUUGUAGCCUACAGAUGAAAUCAAAAGAGAGAUUAUGACUCUCAUUACUGUAAUCAAAUAAAAAUUAAUUGCAUUCACAACUAUAAGGUUAUUAGAUCUUAAAGCUUUUGUAUUUUCAUAAUAAUAGAGUUAUCUUAGAGAAUAAGAGACUUAUUUAAAUUUAAUCUAAGCUUCGUUAAUCGAAUUUGUUAAAUUUAUUGGUAAAAUAUUUGCUUUUAGAUCUAUUUCUAUUUCUCAAGAAUAAUUAAAUUAACUAUUUAAUGAUAAUUAUAUUAUUUAGCAAGUCUUACCUUUAUUAAACACUAAUGAUUCAACAUACUAUUAUUUGUUUUCAAAUUAAUUCUUAUAAUUGUACUCCAAAACUUUAAGUAAUAAAUUAUUUGAACUUGUUAGCUAAGUUUUUUAAGGAUACAAAAGUAAAUAUGUAAUUUAAUUUUAAGUCCGAUCACCUACCGACCAAGAAUUAAAUAAACUCAAGACUUAUAUCAAUGGAUCUACCUAAAAGAAUUUAAUUUUAUUUGCACAAGCUUAGAGUGAACAUUGGAUUAACAUCAUAUUUAAAUAUCUAAAUUAGGAAAAUAUUGUGUACUAACAAUAAAUUACUUAAAAAAUGUUAUUAAAUGAAGUCAAGAAUUUCAUUGAAGCAUUAGGUUUAUUAUUUCCAGAUACAAAAAGAGGUCUAGUAAAGAAAUUGUCCUUUAUCCAACAAAAUUCUUUUAAUAUUUAAAUGGAAAUCGUUAUGGUAAGAAAAUGUAAGAUAUUAGAAACUAAUAUAAAUGACAGAAAUAGUUUGCUUAUAACUGUUGUAAAAUAUGUAUUGAAAGUAUUAUUACAAAAAGUAAGAAGAACUUAUUUUUCAGAAGAAUUAUAUAAAUAAUUUUAGGUUGAUUUGUAUUUUGUUAUGUAAUUAUUGUAUGAUAUGGUUUCUGUUGAUGAAGAAGGCUUAAUUGCAGGAUUUUAUAUGGAAAUUUUAGACUGUGCUGGUAAAAAUUGUAAAAAUGAUGUUAAAAUUGAUCCUAAAAUAUUAGAAAAUUUGUCAAUCUAGACUAGAAUGUGAUAUUUAUUAAAAUUAUUUUAUUUGCAUG